This is a messenger RNA of Panicum virgatum (switchgrass), 2100 nucleotides long. RefSeq names its product transcription factor bHLH130-like. The record is from RefSeq and is a predicted model, not a curated record. Gene Ontology annotation, molecular function: DNA-binding transcription factor activity, RNA polymerase II-specific; RNA polymerase II cis-regulatory region sequence-specific DNA binding; protein dimerization activity. Lineage: Eukaryota; Viridiplantae; Streptophyta; Magnoliopsida; Poales; Poaceae. The transcript is spliced from 5 exons. Gene Ontology annotation, cellular component: nucleus. Gene Ontology annotation, biological process: regulation of transcription by RNA polymerase II. Bases 503 to 1720 code for a protein of 405 amino acids.
GCCAUCUCGCAGCUGAGGGAAGGAGCAUCGAAAGAGAAAUUAAUAAAGAGCACUGCGCUGCGGUGGCCAUGGCAGCGUUGCGCGCCAAGCUUCCCCCUCCCCGCAUGGGCACGCACGGCCGCGUCGACGACGAGUGCCCCGGCCGCGAGGGCGCUGCGCAUUCUUCCGGUAACUUCCGCCGUUAUAAAUUGCGCCGGGCGCUCACUCCCACAUGUUAAACUGCCACACCCGCACGCCUCCCCAGUCAAACACAGCUCAGCUCUGCUAGCGAACUCCUCUUAUCUACACAGCCCCCCAACGCACGCCCUGAUCCCUGCUUCUCCUUGGCUGCUUCCCUUCUCCCUCCCUCCUCCCGCUCGAUCGGUUUCACCGUUCACUGUCCGCGCUCUCCAGUCUCCACCCGCCGCGGUCAGCCCGGCAGCGUCGUGCUCCUCCGACCAGUGACUAGUGUCGGGAGGUGAGAGAGGUGGGGUUGAUUGCAAGUGGGGAGGUGGGGUGGGUGAUGUACGGCUCGCCGGUGCCCAAGGACCUCAACCUGCCAGCAGCCCAGCCGCAGCCGACCAGGACGCCGCCGCAGAUGAGCUCACCGGGCCUGCUGCGGUACAGGUCGGCGCCGAGCACGCUGCUCGGCGAGGUGAUGUGCGGGGAUCACGACUUCCACGAGGCGGCGGCGGCAGGGCACGGCCCGGCGCACGCCGCCGCGGACAACGUCCUGGCCCGGUUUCUCGCCGGGCACCACGCGGACAUCCCGGACUGCAAGCCUCCCCGCCCCGCCGCGGCCGCCGCCCACUUCAUGGAGGACGCCGCGUCCAUGGCCACCCCACAGCAGCAGCAGCAGCUCAUGUACCAGUCGCAGCAGCAGAUGGCCGCUAUGGAGGGGCUCUACCGCAACGUCAGCUCCGGCGGCACGGAGCAGGCUGUCGCCGCCGGCGCCAGCGGCGGCGCCGUGCUCCGUCAGAGCAGCUCCCCCGCUGGUUUCCUGAACCAUCUGAACAUGGACAACGGGUACGGGAGCAUGCUCCGGGCGGGCAUGGCCGGCGGGUUCAGGAACGGCGUCGUCAGCGACGCGCGGCUCAAGGGGCAGCUGAGCUUCUCGUCCCGCCAGGGGUCGGUGAUGUCGCAGAUCUCCGAGGUGGGCAGCGAGGAGCUUGACGGCGGCGGCAGCCCCGAGGCGGCCGGCAGCAACGGCGCGGCGCGCGGGUACAGCGGCAUCCCGGGGUACCCGAUGGGCGGCGCGUCCGGCGCCUGGACGGACGAGCAGUCGCCGACGUCGUCCGGCGCGAAGCGCCCCCGCGACUCCGGCCCGCCGCCGCAGAACGGGCAGCAGCAGCCGCCGCCGCCUCUGGCGCCGCAGCUCAGCCUGCCCGGCGGCACCGGCAGGAACGGCGUCGGGAAGCAGUCCUCGGCGGAGACGGCGGCGAUCGAGAAGUUCCUGCAGUUCCAGGACGCCGUCCCCUGCAAGAUCCGCGCCAAGCGCGGGUGCGCCACCCACCCCCGCAGCAUCGCCGAGCGGGUGAGGAGGACGAAGAUCAGCGAGCGGAUACGGAAGCUGCAGGAGCUCGUGCCCAACAUGGAAAAGCAAACCAACACUGCCGACAUGUUGGAUCUGGCCGUGGACUACAUCAAGGAUCUUCAGAAGCAGGUCAAGGUGCUGAACGACGGCCGCGCCAGCUGCACCUGCUCCGCCGGCAAGCUGCUGCAGAACCAGUUCGCCAGCUGAAACAGCCGCCACCUCUCACGGCUCGAUGCGGCGCGGCACGGCCGCAAGGCCUGGCCGGAGGAGAGGCCUCUGCGCCGGCGCCGGCAGCUCGUUCCUCCUCCUUUGGUCCUAGUCCUACCGGUGUACUACUUGUCAGCGUAUAUGUGAGGAGGUGAAACCGUACAAAAAAAAGAGAAAAAGAUACGGAAAUGAGAUUAGUCUGGAGUACAUGCAUGGCCAUUAGCAGGCAGGGCCCCACAAGGACCGCCGGCCCCACGUGUUAGUGAUAGCUGCGGGCUCGGUUACUUGGUUGAUUCUUCUUGCUGUGAAGGGUGGUGAAAUCACCCAUCAGAAAUGGACAGGCCUCGUCUCGUCUUUAUUUGACUGUUCGUCUCCGUUCA